AUGCCUGUCACCGAAUCGCCCGACAUACAUCAUGGUGGUCAAGAUGCUGGUUCAACUGUCAACUGCAACACCCUCCCAUGGCUUCCAUUGGCACCUAAAAUAUGGAUCAAGCUGGUAAAACUCCAGCCAGCGACCGGCGCCCACACUGUUAUCAUUCGCGCCGAGCCCGGGGGCGUUCUUCCGCCACACCGUCAUAUUGAGGCUGCCGAGAUUUUUGUUCUCAAGGGCACCGGCGAUCACCCACAAACAGGUCAUUUCGCUGAGGGGGAUUUUGUCUCCGAGAGCAAGGGCGCUGUCCACGACCCCUUGGUCUUCGAGGUUGAGACAGAGAUGUUGAUGACAAGCCAGGGGCCUUCUGUCUUUCUCGAUGAGCAGGGCAACGAUCUUUACACAAUGGACGUUCCUAUGCUACAGGGUCUUGCGCAGUCGGUCGCUUGA
Messenger RNA from Colletotrichum siamense, 438 nucleotides. RefSeq names its product Acetylacetone-cleaving enzyme (gene dke1-0). The record is from RefSeq and is a predicted model, not a curated record. The transcript has a single exon. The coding region runs from base 1 to 438 and encodes 145 amino acids. Lineage: Eukaryota; Fungi; Ascomycota; Sordariomycetes; Glomerellales; Glomerellaceae.